Micropterus salmoides (largemouth bass) is the source of this 3071-nucleotide messenger RNA. Its product is annotated as target of Nesh-SH3-like. Lineage: Eukaryota; Metazoa; Chordata; Actinopteri; Centrarchiformes; Centrarchidae. The record is from RefSeq and is a predicted model, not a curated record. Gene Ontology annotation, molecular function: protein binding. Gene Ontology annotation, biological process: extracellular matrix organization; positive regulation of cell-substrate adhesion. The coding region runs from base 276 to 2888 and encodes 870 amino acids. The transcript has 24 exons.
GUGCAGCAGAGGGAGGAGGGAGUGUACAGUAUGUGAGGUAGGUGUAGGUUGAUGAUGUCGUCCAGGCCACGCCCACCUGCAGAGGCUAUAGAUGCCGGUGUUUUGGGGGUCCACCUCUUCACAUCGAGGACGUCCGACAGCUGAACAAGUCCUAAGACUGCAGGAAGAGAGACGCUUAGUGAAGUUGUCCAGCUCCUGGUCACUCCUCAUCCUCCUAAACCUUCAUCAUCAUCCUCUUCACCCUCGUCUUCUGGAAGCCGAAGCUUUGAGAGGUCAUGCCGGGCAUCGCUCUCCUCCUCCGGGUCCUCGUCCUGCUGCUGGGAGGGACGAUUCUCCUCAACGGCAUCCCUGCACCGAGGAGCAGAGUGCGCCGUCAGAACAUGAAGGUUCGGAUCAACGCCACUGGCGACACCAUCGUAAUGAAGUUUGUGCGUCCGAAUCCGGACGUGAAGCUGGAGGGUUAUAUUCUGGGUUACGGCAGCAGCAUGUUCUCCAAACAGUUCAUCCAGCUGCCCGAGAACGGACAACCAUACGAGACUGAGAUGGACGCAGAGCCCAAGUACCUGGUGGCCGUCCAGCCAAUCCCGGCCAACGACGUGAAGAAACACUGCACAGGGAAGGUGAACCUGGAGAAGCCGCUGCACCUGGUGAUCGGCUCCGUCAGCCCCACGGCCGUGCUGCUGUCCUGGGGAAACUACCUGAAGACGCCCUACGAAGGGAACAUCAUGAACGAGUGUCUGGAGGACGGGUUCUACACCAUCCGCUACAGAGAGAGGAACAGGAAGUGGAUCUAUCAGACCUGCCCAACCAGCGACACGGUCAUCGACAACCUGAAACCCAACACGCCAUAUGAGUUUGGCGUCCGCUCCAACAAGGACGACCGCAGCGGCACGUGGAGCAAACUGGUCGUCCACAACACCAACAUGGGCAAUAAGAACGCACAGACGCCGUACAAGGUGCACAGUCCUCUCGUGAAGCCGCUGAAACCCCAAACUCUGUUCCCUCCUCGUACCGCCAUUCACAACAGGACGCUGUCUGGACCCCCUCCUGCGCCCAAAAACCCGGCUUUUCCCGGAGCUCCUCGCACUUCUUUUGGGCCACCUGAGAGCCAACAGGAAACUUUACCCCAGCGCGGCUCUGCUGAGCCUGAAUGGCCUCAUGUGUCACUCGACAAAGAAAACACUGUCAGAAAUGACACCAAGCAACCAGUGGAUCAUCCUCCUGCCCUCCCCCAAUUCCUGCCCACCAAAGCCCCUACCGCCAACGCCUCAACCUCCCUCCUCCUUAAAUUACACUCCAGUGGCGACUCACUUCAGGUGCUGACUACUAAGGCGCCCACUAAUCCACCUGAGAAGCCUCAUAACCCUGCUGCUUUCGGCAAAUCACAGGAUGGAUCAUCGCUGCUGACAUCAGCUCUGGCCAAUGAGAGAGCUAAAGCUAACAACUGGGGUCAAGGCAGCAAAAGAAUUCCCUCUCCUUCACUGCCUUUGCAGCCCUACAACCCGGCAGCUACCACAUUUACCAGAUCCAUGAGGCCUACAUCAAGAAAUCCCCUCUUUCCCUUCUCUAAUGGCCUAAGACAGUCCCACUCCUCCACUAGACCCAGUAACUCAUCCCCAACUUCUCGGAUACUCGGGGUAAACGGACAGCCACAUCGGGGCAUUUCCCCACCUAAACCAGCCUUAUGGUCCAGGCAUCGACUGGUGAACAACUCAUUGCUGGAGUCUGACUUCCCUGAUGGGUUUGGCCGCUCGGCUCCCAAAAGCGAAGAACGGUUUUAUGUAUCCCCUUCUCGCCCGUCCACGGCCAUCAAAAAAAAAAUAAACCUGGUGCGGAAACCCGGAGAAACAGACAAGGUGAAGGACUUUAAGCAGACGGACAAGUUGCAGAUUCUCCAACCCAAAGUCCCACCAGCAACCACCAAGCCAUCCAAACAAGAACGCAAACAAACCACGACUGCUGCACCGACAGCUGCCAGUCGACAGGAAACCUGGGAGGACUCUGAGCUGUUCAAACCUCAGCCAGCCUCUGACCUUGACGCCACGGGAAAGAAGCGAUACGUUGCGCCUCACGUCAUCUACCAAACUGGGAAGAAACCGGACGAGCCUUGCUCCAUCACCUCCUCCCUCAGCUUCUUCCCCGAAGAUGAACCCAGUGAGGCAAACGUGACGGCUCCGCCCAAGUCUCCACCGUCUAACAUCACCGUGGUGACGGUGGAGGGAUGCCCGUCCUUCAUCAUCCUGGACUGGGAGAAAACUGACAACGACACCACCGAGUAUGAAGUCAUUUCCACCGCUAAAGGACCCAAUGGCGACCAGGUUUCCAUCCUGACCACCAACCAGACUCACACCACUGUGGAGAACCUCAAACCUGAGAGCAGAUACGAGUUUAAGGUGAAGCCAAAGAACGAGCUGGGCGCAGGUCCUCCCAGUGAACCAGUGUCCUUCAAAACAGAGUCGGCCGACCCGCGGGUGAGCGAGAUCGUUUCAGGAAAAGACGCCAUCUGGACUCAGUUCCCCUUUAAGACGGACUCAUACUCUGACUGCCACGGCAAACAGUACGUGAAGAGGACCUGGUACCGCAAGUUUGUCGGCGUCCAGUUGUGCAACUCGCUCAGGUACAAGAUCUACCUGAGCGACUCGCUCAACGGUAAAUUCCACAACAUCGGAGAUCAGACCGGCUUCGGGGAGGAUCACUGUCAGUUUGUCGAUUCGUUCCUGGAUGGAAGGACAGGCAGGCAGCUCCGAGCCGACCAGCUGCCGUCCAGACCUGGUUUCUACAGGGCCUUACGUCAGGAGCCCGUCCACUUUGGCCAGAUAGGAGGACACUCCCACGUCAACUACGUCUCAUGGUAUGAGUGUGGAACGCCCAUCCCCGGAAAAUGGUGAACAGACAUUUUAAGAGAAGCACAUGGCAGGAGUCGUCGUCCAGGCUGGGAUGGUGACAACAGCAGGGGCCUUUACGGACCCCUGAAGUGCAUCACCUUACCCAGUGCUGUAAAAACAUGUACAGGACAUACUCGUCAGGGAAUUAGUAAGGAGAGAGCAUUUAAAAAAAAAAAAAAUGUAAUA